AUUGAGAGAUUGUGCCAAUGUAGCGUAGUAUAUAGCAGAAGUCAUUAUUAACUUAAAUAUGAAUAAAAACACAGUUUCGUACAUAUACGCAAUAAGUUUCGAGAGUUUUGUGAUCGCGAGUCAAAGCAAAAAUGAAAAAACAUAAUGAUUGUAGAGGGGGAAUUCAUUGGGAUUAACAGCGUCUUUCAAAACACCUUGUUAUUUCAAACGCUCGAAAGUAAACGUUUCAAGUUUAUAACCUGAUCAGUACAUAUUUUUGGAAAAAUGCAUUGGAUUUAAUAAGUCUUCGAAAUUUCACAAAAUUAUCAGUUAUCCAAUUCAACGUAGCAACGUGAAAGGUAAUUAAUUGACGGAGAUGAUACGUAGAUAAGUUCAUAAUUCCAGAGAUACAAUGGCAGAAGGUGGAUCGAGUAAACAAUUCAAAUUUAAUUUUCCAAAUCCACAUCGUCGUGAAAAUCGUGGUAAUCGCAAAAUUCAAAUUAAUUACGAUCAAGAUGACGAAACGGCCGCACUAAAUAUCAUUUUCCAAAAGAGGCCACCACGAAGACCGAAGUUGCCAAAUGGUACACAAGCACGUUGUGUAUCAAUUAGUCAACUCAUUGAAAGCAGUGAACACUUUGCUUAUCUCGAGGAUGGCACGAUUCAGAAUGUAGAGGAUACCAAGAAUAUUGAUGAAAUUGAUUGUACCAUUCAAGAAAUAAGAGAGAGUGUUGCUACACUCAACUUAAGCAGCAAGUCUUCGGCAGUCAAUACACCAAAAAGUACCCCAUCAACUCCAGAAAAAUAUAUCAUUGAUAAAUCUAAAAAAAGAGUUCGGAAGCCAAGGAAAAGAAAUAGAAGUAAAGAGAACAUUGAUGAGCAUGUGAAUACAGAGUUCAAUAAUACUGGAACUCCUAGUGUGAGUAAUAUUUCAAACGUACCAGAAAUCGAAAGGAAGAAGGAGAAACAUUUACUUGUGACAAAGGGUAGAAAUAAAGUAAUCAAGUCUAUUCGCAGUACUUCAAAUGACACUAAUUUACAAGAAACUUCUUAUAAACAAGAUGGUGCCUUCAAUGAACAAAAAGUUCGUAGGAGGAACAAGCGGAAAAAGGAAAAAAGAGUAUUUUGUGAACACUUAUCUGUUGAAGUAGUUAAAGAAAUUAUAGCAGUUCAAAAUCCUGCAUGUCCUAAUAUUAUUGAAGGUAAUAUUCGUAUAAAUCCCAGGUGUUACCAAAAUGCUUAUGUCUCUCUAGCAAGUGGUGAACAAGAUGUAUUAAUUAUUGGUUUGAAAGACCGUAAUCGAGCUCUUGAAGGAGACUUAGUAGCUGUAAUUAUAAAUUCUAAAGACAAGUGGUUGAAAUUAAGUAAAAAUGUGUAUCAAAAAACUGGUUAUGUAGUUAGUAUUUUAGAAAAAUUUCAUCCAAGAAAAGCUGUUGGAUACCUAAAAAAGCAAGAUGUCUUUGUGAUCCUUCAACCUAGGGACUAUAGGAUACCAAUACUCAAAAUAAAUCCUAAGACUGUUCCUAAAAAUUUCUAUGACAAUCCUGAUCUCUAUAAAGAAAUACUUUUUUUAUGCAACAUUAUCGAUUGGAAAAAAGUUGCAUUUGCUGAUGGAGAAAUCGUUCAAGUCAUUGGUUGUAAAGGUGACUUGAGUGUCGAGACAAAUGCAAUUUUACUUGAGAACGAUUUAGUUUUAACACCGUAUGAGGACGAAUUGUUACAAGGUCUUCCACCUGCCGAAUACAGUCCAACCAAUGUAGAUAUGGCAGAUCGCGAAGACUUGAGAAAAAGUUGCAUUUUUACCAUUGACCCUGCAACUGCUGUGGAUUUGGACGAUGCUGUAUCUUGUCGACUAUUAAAAAAUGGAAAUUUUAAGGUGGGGGUGCACAUAGCAGAUGUGACGCACUUCUUGGAAGCAUUCUCACCACUAGAUCGUCAAGUUGCCGAACGAGCAACAACAGUUUACAUGGUAGACAACGUGUACCACAUGUUGCCAAAGCAAUUGUGCUUGGCAUGCUCGUUAAUACCGGGUAAAGACAAAUUAACGUUCUCGGUGAUUAUCGAGAUCACAGCUAACGGUGAGGUUGUAAAUUAUCGCUUUGCCAAGACUGUGGUAAACUCGUGCUGUCAAAUGUCUUACGAGCAGGCGCAAAUUAUGAUUGAUGAUGAGAAUUAUGAUUGGGGAAAAGAUGGUUCUUUAAAAAUAUUUGGUGAUUAUGAACCUAAGGAUUUGCAGAAGGUUGUGAAAGAUUUGUAUUCGUUGUCUACUAAAUUGAAAAAUAGACGAUUCGAUGGAGGAGCUCUUAAGAUCGAUCAACCAAAAUUAAUUGUGUUUUUGGAUAAUGAGACGAGACUACCGGUGUCGUAUACGCUUGAAGAGAGAAAGGAAAGUAAUAGUCUUAUCGAAGAAUUUAUGUUAUUAGCGAAUAUGAUUGUGGCAAAGCAUUUAUACGAAACAUUGCCGGAAGUAUCUCUGUUGCGUUCGCACGCUGAGCCGUCGAUGCGUAUUUUACAAAAAACUCGUGACCUGUUAACGAAAUUCGGAGUUCUCCUCAACAUAGAGUCAGCUGGAACGUUACAUAAUAGUUUGCUCAUGUAUAAACCUGAGGUUGUAGAUGAGCAGAACGAGAGUAACAUUGUUGCACAGUACAGAAUGAUGGUUAUUAAUAGUCUUUGUGCCAAAUCCAUGACGCGUGCAGUGUACAAAUGUUCAGCAUUCGCAAAGACUAAAGAUAAUUUGAAACAUUACGCACUGAAUGCGGAAUUUUACACUCAUUUUACCUCACCGAUUAGAAGGUAUUCGGACUGUGUGGUUCAUCGGUUGUUGUAUGCGUCACUAAAAAAUCAUUCACUACCUGAAGAAUGGUCAUCUGCUAUUUGCGCGAAAGUGGCGAGCAACUGCAAUACAAAAAAAUAUUCAGCAAAGAUGGCUCAAGAACAAAGUAGUGCUUUGUACUUCACUUACAUGUUAGACUUACGCGGUUCGAUGAACACCUUCGCGAUAGUGAUGGAUGUGAAAGAAAGAUCAGCAGAUGCGAUGCUAUGUGAUACAGGUUUAAAAGUACGACUUUAUUUCUCCGACACAGUCGAGGAAACGGAGAGCGAAUUUACUUUGGAGCAUGAUGUACCAACUGUCAAGCUUACGUGGAAGCAACGGCAGAUUGUACAAGUUAUAAACAUUUUCAGUAUACUGCGUGUAAAAAUUACGAAACAUCCGCAAUUGUUUAAAUUACAGGGAAUCAUAUUGCCGGCUGUUACGGAGUAAAUAAAUUAAAUUUAAGUCACAAUAUUUACAAUCAUAUACAAUGACGUAUUUAUAGGAAAAGUUUUUUUUUCCAAGAGAAAAUAUUCAGAUAUAAUGCAUAAAAACUAAUUUAUUUGAAGAAUUUUAGUAAUUUACAGAAUCAUGAAUAUUUAUAAAUUAUAAAUAAAACGAAAUACUCAAUGGCUUACCGUUAUAAUGCAACAUAAAUCUUAAUUAAU
Molecule: messenger RNA, 3462 nt
Organism: Phymastichus coffea
Lineage: Eukaryota; Metazoa; Arthropoda; Insecta; Hymenoptera; Eulophidae
Product: DIS3-like exonuclease 2
Exons: 8
Coding region: 392-3244 (950 amino acids)
Biological process (GO): mRNA catabolic process; miRNA catabolic process
Cellular component (GO): exosome (RNase complex); P-body
Molecular function (GO): 3'-5'-RNA exonuclease activity; RNA binding
Source: RefSeq, a predicted model, not a curated record